This is a messenger RNA of Caenorhabditis bovis, 471 nucleotides long. NCBI's taxonomy places the organism in Eukaryota, Metazoa, Nematoda, Chromadorea, Rhabditida, Rhabditidae. The record is from the annotation of a GenBank genome assembly.
AUGCCCCGAAACCGUUACCGUACAAGGAGACGAGGCGAGACUACAUGGAAAGAAAGAUUUACCGUUUGGAAACAUAAUCGAAGGAAACCAGGAUGGCUCGAAUUGGUUAUUUACGGAGUGUUGUUGAAUGUUGUUGGAGCUGCACUACUUCUCAUUAAAGCUCAACUCGAUAAGGAUGUUGUAAAAGCCGCAGUAGAUCAAAAGUUUCGCGACGCAGGAAUAAAAAUAAAUUCAACAAUAACUGAGGAGCAUGAAGAUACACCUGAGCCGAGCUCUGUGCUAAUGGUUCUCAUAACAAUGGGCGGUCGAAUGGCAAAUGUUAUCGGAACAAUGAAAUUGUACAAGGGACUCGGAAAAUAUCUGUCGGAUCGGAAACGCAAAAAAUUUCAAAGUACAACGGAAAAGUUUCAAAACGGCGAAGGAGAAACCGAAUGCACCGAACUUCUCGCCGAUUGUUGCCAAGUGUUUUGA